AAAUUUCACGUAUUGUACUGGAGUGAUUCGAUUAAAUUUCAAAAUUCUCUACAAGUUCCAAAUUGAAACUACGUGACAACUUUUCAAACGCGAUCCCCACCAACUGCUAGCUUUGUUGACAAGAUUUUUCGGCUAGCAGCUCCUUCAGCUUCGCAAUGGUAGCUUCCUGCGCCAGCAGCAACUUGUCCUUGUCCGAUAUCGUUCGAUCAGCCAGCUCGAGAAGAGGAGGGAGCGAAGCUUGCUGUCCCAUGGCUGACAGCUCCUCCAGGAGCAUCUGAGCUGAGGGUCUGUCCUCAGGGUCCCUCACGAGGAUCCUCUCCAUUCCAGACCCUGCAGCACAGCGGGUGA
Molecule: messenger RNA, 348 nt
Organism: Guillardia theta CCMP2712
Lineage: Eukaryota; Cryptophyceae; Pyrenomonadales; Geminigeraceae
Exons: 3
Source: RefSeq, a predicted model, not a curated record